AUGUCAAAAGAUCAGAUGAAAACUGCCCCUCUGAGGCCAAAAUUCAUCAGUGUAACAAGUUACUUAUUCGAGGUGUUUUCAAAAAGUUCCCCACUUGAUUGGGAUUCACUGUGA
Messenger RNA from Wallemia ichthyophaga EXF-994, 114 nucleotides. RefSeq lists its product as uncharacterized. The coding region runs from base 1 to 114 and encodes 37 amino acids. The record is from RefSeq and is a predicted model, not a curated record. Lineage: Eukaryota; Fungi; Basidiomycota; Wallemiomycetes; Wallemiales; Wallemiaceae. The transcript is spliced from 2 exons.